UUGCGUGGUGGCAUUGUGUAAGAACGGGUCUGCAUCGUGUCUCUUUCCCCGGUUUCGUCUCUUGUCAACUUUUUGACGGAAAGCUGAAGAGGCGCCCGAGAUGGUCGACCGCGCCAGCCAAGGGGGGAUGGUGUACCGCUAUGUCAGGACGAACGAGAACGGACUCAAGAUUUACCAAGUGGAAGCGACCGUGAAGAUCAAGGACGAGAACAACAAGAUCCAGAUACUCACCAUCGGCAAGAGCAACGACAAACCGACCAAGACGAUACUCCUGAUCGGCCAAACAGGAGCCGGGAAAUCAACGCUGCUGAACGCCACGAUCAACCACAUUCGACAAGUGAAAGCCGAUGACGAUUUCCGCUUCUACAUCCAGGAUGAAAUCGGCGACGCUGAGAAGUCGUCGACGGUGAGCCAGACGGAGUACGUGACGGGGUACUUGGUCUACCACCAGGCCGGGAUGCCACACGAGUGUAACUUCCUUAUCAUCGAUACGCCCGGACUGGCGGACACGAGGGGAAAGGAAGAGCAGACCAGAAUCAGGAAGCAGAUGGAGAUUUUCCUUCGCGAGGUGAAGUUUGAGGUCGAUGAGCUUCACUGUCUGGGCUUCGUGAUCAACGGAACCAUCAACAGGUCACAUGAUUACCUGCGGGGAAUCAUCCACGAUUUCGAAGAUUUAUUUGGAAAAGACACCACUGAUAUAACGAAGAUUCUCGCGACGCAUGUUGACGAAACGCCGCCAGUCAGUAAAGUCUUAAAGGAAAUGAACAUCAAGGCUGACAAAAUGUAUUCUUUCGACAACGGCGUCCUCUACAGCAACUGCCUUGAAAGAACGAGGAGGGCGCUCCUUAAUAAACUCAAGUGGGAGAACCUCGUUGACCAAUACGAAGAAUUUUUUGAAGACCUAAUUAUUGCCAAGCCAGUAAGUCUAAAGCUGACCAGAGAAGUCAUAGCCGAGAAGAUGAACUUGGAAAGGUCACUGAUGAUGCUCAAAAAACACAUAGACAACAGGGUUCACACUCUCCUGGAAAAUAAGAGCAAGAAGAAGCUCUACGAGAAGUACAACGACUGCAUGAGGAGGAACGAGGCCUUUGAGGGGGAAGAGACGAUAACUGUCAAACGGAGAAACAAGAUUGUCGGGAGGUUCACCCACGCCCAUAACUGCCCCACGUGCGAGCAGACGUGCGUCUACCCCUGCACUGCGUUGAAAAGCGCCUUUUGCAUGUGUCCGAAAGCAAACCUCACUUGCGAAUUCUGCCCUUGUCGAAACGGAGAUCACAAACGCGAAUGUGAAACAAUAAACGAGACGCUCGAGACCAUCAGAGUCACUCACGCUACAAUGAAGGACAGGUACGAGCAGGCCAGGGUGGACAAGCAGAGCGUCGAGGAAGUGGUGAACAAGCUAGAAAAGGACAUCGCCAACCAGUCGACGCAAAUUGCCACGUACAUCAAGAAGACGGUCCAGCACAUCGAGAGGAUUAACGAGAUAACGAGGAAUCCAAACAUGAAGACCCCGCAGGAGUACAUACAUUGCAUUAUUAAAGAGAUCAAAAGUACAGCAGUUGCAGAUAUUAAGGAUCCGUCAGACAGAAUGUUCGUGAUUAACACUUUAGAUGCACUGCCACAGCAAAUUAGUAAACUUGACUUACACGAGGACGACCCUCAGAGUACGACCCUGCGAAGUCGUUUCAAGGGAAUCGCCAUUCGAGCCAAGAGCUGCAUGGAGGGUGGCCUCAACGCCCUGACAGUGGCAUGAAGCGCAUAUUAACUAUUUUAUGCAUGUGCAUACACACACACACACACACACACACACACACACACACACACACACACACACACACACACACACAUAGAUAUAGUGGAUGCUCUUCAAACCUCGCCUCUAAGAGACGUUCCAGAAUCCAGACGGAGUGCCCAGUGGAAGAAUAUUUGUUUUGUUUUUAAUUCUCACUUUAUGUCAAGUUACCACUUUUCUACCCCCCACCCCCGUUUCUAAACCAUUGUUGGUAGCGUUUUCUUUGUUUUCUUUCGUCCUUUUAAGUAAUGCUCGAUGUCUGUUAUUGCUUAAGGUCUUAAAGUUUGCCCUCGUAGCAUUUUAUUUAAUGAUUUUAAUAAAUUUUACCGUCAUUUUAAUUGUUAAUUUUCAGAGUGAGAUAUUUUUCGAAUUCUUACCUUAGCUAUUUGUUUGAUUUAUAAAUAAUUUUACCCUGAAUUGAUUUCAUUCAUGUUUUAAAUCACUGACAUCGUUCCUUUAGGGUUUUUUUAAAGCCAUAUCUAUCAGUGAUCUAAAUUAUUUAGACGUUACCAGAACAAAGAUUACUUGAUGGACGUUCUUUUUAAUAUGUUUUUUUUCAAUGAUUUAAUUGUUUUCAAGUGCUUUUAUAGUUUUUUUUAUAGUUAACGUAAGUUUCUUUUCCUUAUCUUAGUAUUUUGAGUAAAGUAACGACAUUUUGGUAUGUGUGCGUUCUUGUUUUACAUUCGCGCCUUAAGCAGUAUUAUUAUUUCUGCUUCUUUUAUUUCUUUUAUUCGUUGUAUUUCAAGGAUAAGCUGAACCACAAGGAUUUCAUUUAAUAUUACUCCGUUCAGGGUACAUGUCAAGCCUACCAUUCUUAGAAGUCCAGGAUCUGUACUGAAUUGUGCAGGGAGUGAACGGGACCCUUAUUUGCGUUCGUAAGCCGUUGCCGCAUCACGGGAGUCUUGAGCUCGCUAGGGUUUAGGUGGGCUCCUCAUUACAAUAUAUAUGUAUUUAUAUAUUUAUAUGUAUACAUAUAUAUGUAUUUGUGUGUGUGUGUAUGUGGGUGUGCAUGCAUAUGUAUAUAUAUAUACAUAUAUACAUAUGCAUGCUCCUAUAUGUAUGUGUAAGUGUAUAUGUUUGUAUGUGCGUGUGAUGAAGGAAACGCUUAUGAAGGUACAUGAAUAUUACCUUACAAGUAUAUGUGUUAUGGAUAAGUUUGUAUCCAUUUUUUUUUUUUUUUUUUUAUAUAAGUACUGAAUAACUUUCGACUACGAGAGUUUUGGUUUGUUUUGUCUGGUGUAUUGUAUCAAUUACUUGUAAUUACGCUUACCUUUUUAUACUAUUUAAUAACAUUUUUUUAAUAUGGUUUCUUUUAUUAUAUCACGACUUGUAGCUUCAAUUAUACCAUAUUAGAGAUUUAUAACUUCUGAAAUACAAAAGUUUCAGACAAGACUUAAACGUUAUUUUGACGUUAUGUAAAAAGUUCGUAAACUCCAAAGCCUUUUUUGUUGUUGUUGUUAAAAUGCAAGGAGAAGAAAUUUGUUUACAAUGAUAUUUAGGCUUAUUUCAUUGCCAAUGAUAACUGAUGCUGAAUUUUUUACUACUUAAUUUAUAUGCCGAUAUCAAAUAG
This is a messenger RNA of Penaeus monodon (black tiger shrimp), 3362 nucleotides long. RefSeq lists its product as uncharacterized. Gene Ontology annotation, molecular function: GTP binding; ATP hydrolysis activity. The transcript is spliced from 2 exons. Lineage: Eukaryota; Metazoa; Arthropoda; Malacostraca; Decapoda; Penaeidae. The record is from RefSeq and is a predicted model, not a curated record. Bases 101 to 1753 code for a protein of 550 amino acids.